Molecule: messenger RNA, 690 nt
Organism: Thamnophis elegans (Western terrestrial garter snake)
Lineage: Eukaryota; Metazoa; Chordata; Lepidosauria; Squamata; Natricidae
Product: F-box only protein 36-like
Exons: 4
Coding region: 62-604 (180 amino acids)
Molecular function (GO): protein binding
Source: RefSeq, a predicted model, not a curated record
CAUAUAAAAUAGGCUGAGUUCAAGCUCUACAGAAGGCGUAGAAGCAACUUUGGGACACAGAAUGUCUUCACUACUGCAGGAGAAACUUUGUGAAAUUCAAAUUCAGGCUCCCGCUCCACAGAAAGAUUUUCACUACUUCACCAUCACAAAAACUGAGGUUAUCUGGAGAUCAUGGCACAUUACUUACCGACCUAAUCAAGAAAAGAUUUUUCCAAAGGAAUUGAAGAAGACGCACAGAGAUUUUCUAUUGGAUGAACAAUUACAUAAGCGAGUUCAAAGCAUUUUUGGGGAAAGCAUGCUGAAGUACACUCUCAACUUGUGUCAAGGACACUAUGAUUUCCUAGUUCGGUUGCCUGAAAAUUUGAUUGUUCAUAUCAUGUCAUUUCUUAAUCUGGAAGAUAUUGAACAGUUGUCAAAAACCUGCAAAAAGUUUCAGAAGCUGUGUAACACUGAUGAAUUUUGGGAAAGAAUAAAAAAACUGCAAGAUAAAUUUACUCUUGAUCUACAGUCAGCCAAAUUUCCAGCUUAUGAAAAGGAAAGGAAUUUUCAUCAAAGAAAAGGCUAUCUGACAAAGAUGCAGAGAAGGAACACCACAUUCUUCUAAAAAUCAUAUCUUCUUUUUAAUAAAGGCUGUACUAUUCAGAUUGCAUAACAUUACUGGACUAUAAAUGUUUCAUAGCAUCUCUGACU